CCCGGCCGGCCGCCGGCGCGAAGACGCGCGAUGUUGAGCCGGCUUCAGGAGCUGCGCAAGGAGGAGGAGACGCUGCUCCGGUUGAAAGCGGCCCUGCACGACCAGCUGAACCGGCUCAAGGUUGAAGAACUGGCUCUCCAGUCAAUGAUUAGUUCUGGGAGAGAAGAUGAGGUGCUGUCUUCUCAUCCUGCGCCUGAACAGUCACAUGAUAUGUUGGUGCAUGUAGACAAUGAAGCAUCAAUCAACCAGACCGCACUGGAGUUGAGCACAAGGAGCCAUGUGCCAGAAGAGGAGGAGGAGGAGGAGGAAGAAUCAGAUUCCUGAAGGGGAGAAGAGCCAGGGUUAGUCACAGGAGUUAAGUUUUAAGCCGCAGGAACUUUCUCUCUUCAAAGAAUUCUUGCCAUGGGCCCUGUGGCCUCCUUUAAAAGGAAGCAAGAACUUUAGGAGGAUGUGUAGUUGUAGAAAUGGUUCCAUCAAUAACUCAAGUUUCAGAGUGCUUUAACCAAAAUUAGUGACAUACAGAAAAGCAGAGAUACAAGUUUCAGUAUUGAGCAAUAUGGGUGGUGCUGUGUUUAUAUUCUGGUCAGAUUCAGAAAUUGUGUUCAAAACCAAAAACUUCCUCUGAAAUGCUAUUGAGAAGGUCUGGCAUUUGCAAAAAGGGCAGAGUUUAAAUACAAGCCAGCCUUUCCAAUCAACAAUGCCUCUUUUAAGAAAACCAAUUAUAAACACUGUUUGCAUGCCAUUGAACCCUUGUGAGCAGAGCAAGGCCACAGUGUGGGAGAGAAAGAUGACAAAGAGGAGGACAGAGGGCCACCUGAGAGCACAAGCUGUUGCCACCUCUCAGUGACACCAUAAAACUGCCUACUGACAUGCUUUGUAUGGCUGUUAUCACAUCUAGGUUGAGACAUCACUAUGGUAAAAUGUCUUAGAAAUGAAGAUAAAUAGUCAUCAUGCAGCUUGCUGCUUUCCAGACAGAAACAGAAAAGGGUCAGUUCCUCUGGGGCGAACAAUAUAGUAGGAUGGUGGAAAACCCAUUUCUGGACUUAGGAAAUGUGCCAUUGAAGGAUCACUAGGCUUGGGAGGUUGGAUUUUGUAAUAAAGAGAUGAUAGUUACAGAGUAAGAGUUGUUAAACUUCGUAUUUGAAGUUGAGACUCAUUUCUGCGUACUGUCCCUUUUCCACUGAAUAUACAGACAAGUAGUUGCUUAAUUUUAUGAAAGUAAUUGGCCCUGCCCAGAAAAGCCAAACAAAACCCAAACAACCUCCUCAAGCACAGCUCCUUACAAAACUGUUCCAGAAGAGAGCACAGACAUAUUUGUUAAUAUUUCAUUAAAGUUAUUUUGAGCUACUCUUACAGGAAGUAGCCAGAAGUUUAAA
Lipotes vexillifer (Yangtze River dolphin) is the source of this 1376-nucleotide messenger RNA. It is a transcript of the gene SNAPC5, whose product is annotated as small nuclear RNA activating complex polypeptide 5. Gene Ontology annotation, biological process: transcription initiation at RNA polymerase III promoter; transcription by RNA polymerase II. Gene Ontology annotation, cellular component: nucleus. The transcript has 3 exons. NCBI's taxonomy places the organism in Eukaryota, Metazoa, Chordata, Mammalia, Artiodactyla, Lipotidae. Bases 31 to 324 code for a protein of 97 amino acids. The record is from RefSeq and is a predicted model, not a curated record.